Molecule: messenger RNA, 2192 nt
Organism: Microplitis demolitor
Lineage: Eukaryota; Metazoa; Arthropoda; Insecta; Hymenoptera; Braconidae
Gene: oys
Product: lysophospholipid acyltransferase 6
Exons: 8
Coding region: 373-1908 (511 amino acids)
Biological process (GO): lipid modification
Cellular component (GO): membrane
Molecular function (GO): acyltransferase activity
Source: RefSeq, a predicted model, not a curated record
GAAAGAGCCUGCGCUAACUUUUCAAGAUACGCAGAGUGUGUGUAUUUGAAUUGAGUAGGGGAAAAAAUGUUGAUUCCUGAGAGUGUCCACAACGUGCUGCUCUCUACUAUACUCUACUGAGAUCUCUCCUUCUUCUUUCCUCUCCCACAGAGGUCUUUCAUGUUACCGAUGGAAAUGAAUCCCUGCCCUGUUGUUCAUCAAAGCUGGUAAGCUGGUACGUUCUGGGUUAAGAAGGAGUGCAAGUACAGUAUAGCAUGUCUAGUGUGUAGUUGUUUUAUUUAGUAGUAUAAUCAUCAUCAUCAUCCACGAUCCCACACUCGCAUCAGUACGCCGAGGACCGUGAUCGUGAAAACUUAAAUCGUGAUCGUGACCAUGGCUGCGAUAAAAGAAAAUUAUUAUACGGGUUUUCAUACAUUUGAAAAACUUUCGGACACCGUUGGUUUACCUGUUGAUCAGACAAAUUUUGUACUGAGUCAAUUUACUGCAUUAUUUUUUGCUGGAAUUUUACGAGUUUUCCUGAAACCAGGAAACGUCAGACCGGCAACUCGUCAUCUGUUUGGUCUUGUCAUCGGAUUACUGCUAGGAUAUUUUUGUUUUGGCAAACAAGCUGCUCAUUUAGCAGGACUUCCGGCGCUAUGUUUCAUUGCAAUGCGUACUCAAGACCCACGAUGCGUACAAAGAGUUGUCCUUACUCUGGCACUUGGUUACCUCUCGUGUGUGCAUUAUUACCGGCAAAUUUAUGCCUACGGUUCAUACACACUUGACAUUACUGGCCCGUUGAUGGUAAUAACGCAAAAAGUUAUUGGACUGGCGUACAAUAUUCACGAUGGGUUUACAAGACUAGAAAAAGAUUUAACGCCAUUGCAACGGCACCAAGCUGUUAAAAUAAUGCCAACAACUUUGGAAUACUUCAGUUAUAUAUUCCACUUUCAAGCAUUGAUGGCUGGUCCAGUAAUAUUUUACCGUGACUAUAUGGACUUUAUAAAUGGAACUCGUUUGAAAGGAGGAAAAUCAUUUUCUGGAUUUUAUGAUGAUUCAUCAAAAGAACUUGAAGAAAUAGUACUAGAGCCAUCGCCAACAAAAGCUGUUAUAAAAAAAAUAACGGCAAGCUUAACAUUCGCAGUAUUAUUCGUGUCAUUCAGCUCAUUGUUCCCGAUUCAGCGAGUUAAAGACCAAGACUUCCUUGAGAACACAACAAUUAUUUACAAAAUAUGGUACCUGAUGAUUUCAAUGUUAUUUGUACGCUGCAAGUAUUACUAUGCGUGGUUAUUCGCUGACGCGAUAUGCAACAACUCGGGUAUGGGUUACAAUGGGAUUGACGAUGAUGGUAACCACCGUUGGGAUUUAAUUUCAAAUGUACAUCCACUUAAAUUUGAGCUGUCUCUGUGCUUGAAAGACGCGAUUUCCGCGUGGAAUAUCGGGACCAACCGAUGGUUGAGAAUGAUCGUCUAUGACAGAAAUGGACCGUGCAAAGUUUUUGCUACCAAUGGUCUUUCUGCGCUGUGGCAUGGAUUUUAUCCUGGUUACUACCUCACUUUUGCUACUGGAGCACUUUUUACAUACGCCGCACGUUCCGUCCGCCGGCAUAUCCGGCCCUAUUUUAUUGGAAGCAAACCAAUGAAAUUUUUUUAUGAUGUGCUGACAUUUACUGCGUCUCGCAUAUCUAUGGCCUACCUCGCAUUUAGCUUCGUGCUGUUAGAAUUUAUACCAAGUGUUAGAGUUUAUAUGUCAAUGUACCUGAUUCCACAUUUGCUUGCCCUGGCAGCAAUUUACCUAUUGCCUUUACUUCCGUUACGACAAAGUCAAAACAACUUGAGUGAACCCUCGGGCAAUGGUCAUGUGAUAAAUUGCAUCACCAAUCACCAACCGGAAGUUCGUAAUGGAACAUCAAAAAAUAAGACCGAGUAGGAAACAUGAACCGUAACGCAGUGUUCUUUACCUAAAUUAUUAGUAUAUUUAUUGUCUAUAUAUAUAUAUAUAUAUAUAUAUACACACAUAUAUAUAUAUAUUUUUAUUUAAUAUUUUUAAUCCAGAUGACUAUUAAAUGUUGAUAGUUUACUUGCUGCAGAUAAAUUAUAAUAAUAUAUGUUAAGUUUAAAAAACAAACUGUUUUUUAAAAGUAACAAGUCAAUUUUAAAAGUUUAAAUUAACGAACAAUUAAAUAACAAUAAAUUUAAGUGACGUAAUGAAGA